AUGGUCCGAGUUCUCAUCACCGGCUCCGCUGACGGUCUGGGCCUCGAGUCCGCACGCCAGCUAGUGAAGCGUGGCCACACCGUCUACCUGCACGCGCGCAACGAGAAACGCGCAGCUGAUGCGAGAGCCGCCUGUCCCGGCGCUGCUGGUGUACUGAUCGCCGAUUUAUCCAGCCUGGCGGAAACUCGCAGCCUUGCCGACCAAGCCAACGCGAUCGGCCAAUUUGAUUCAGUCAUUCUCAACGCCGGCAUGUUAGCCGGGCCGUUCCGCAAGACUCCGGACACUGGUAUCCCCGCCAUGGUGUUUGUUAACGUUGUUGCUCCGUACAUCCUGACCUGUUUAUUACAUCGGCCCAAGCGGCUGGUAUUCAUCUCCUCGCAGUUGCACCGCCAAGGUGACACUAGUGUGGAGGAUAUCUUCUGGCUCAAGCGCGGUGAAUCAAGGUUCCAGGAUUACCCGGCAUACUGCGACUCGAAGUUGCAUGUCCUCCUGCUUGCGAAUGCUGUGGCCAGAAGGUUUAAAGAUACCUCCGUGGUCUCAGUACACCCCGGCUGGAUAGCCACCAAGCUCGGUGGCCAAGGGGCACCUGAUAAACUGGAGGAUGKGGUGGAUACUUAUGUGAUGUUGGCAGAGGGAGAUUACGAUCAAAGCCUAACAGGAAAGUACUUCGACCCAAAGAGAAAACUUGGUCAUCCGUUGCCAGCAUCAGAGGACAUCGACUUGCAGGAGAAGGUGGUCAAAGCCUGUGAGGAGGUGACCGGUCUGAAGCUUCCUGCUUAA
Aspergillus pseudoviridinutans is the source of this 780-nucleotide messenger RNA. RefSeq names its product SDR family NAD(P)-dependent oxidoreductase. The coding region runs from base 1 to 780 and encodes 259 amino acids. Lineage: Eukaryota; Fungi; Ascomycota; Eurotiomycetes; Eurotiales; Aspergillaceae. The transcript has a single exon. The record is from RefSeq and is a predicted model, not a curated record.